Myotis daubentonii (Daubenton's bat) is the source of this 4050-nucleotide messenger RNA. RefSeq names its product zinc finger CCCH-type, RNA binding motif and serine/arginine rich 2 (gene ZRSR2). The record is from RefSeq and is a predicted model, not a curated record. Gene Ontology annotation, biological process: mRNA splicing, via spliceosome. Lineage: Eukaryota; Metazoa; Chordata; Mammalia; Chiroptera; Vespertilionidae. Gene Ontology annotation, molecular function: metal ion binding; RNA binding. Gene Ontology annotation, cellular component: U2AF complex.
AUGUGUUUUCCGAUGGUCUUAGGUGACCCCUGUGAAAGGGUCGUUCGACCCCCAAAGGGGUCGCGACCCAUAGGUUGAGAACCGCUGAUUUAAAUGAUGGUAACUAUAAUUUGGAAAUGACUUUUAAAAUUAGGAGUAUCUUCCUAGAAGACAUUCCUUCUUGUUAUUAUGUGAAAGUCUAGUGCAAUUUAGAAGAAAUGUUACAGCAACCCGAACACUGAUGCUUUCAGUAUGGCAGUAAUUCUCAGCAUAAUUCCUGGUCACAGGAAAUAGAAAAAUGGUGAUUUGCAUAGGUACAUUCUGCAUCACUCAGGGCAGUCUCUAGUUUCAGAAUAUAACUGCCAAGUCUCUACCUUCAAGGAGUUAAAGAUUCAGUGCAAGAAGCAGACUUGUGAAAGCAACAAAGUGCAAUAUGUUGUGAUAGGUGUUAUGAAAGGAGAAAUAUCUAUGCUUGGAGCGCAGGCAGGGCAAAUACCUAACCCACUUUUGAGGGUGUGGAGAAGUUUUCGCACUGGUGAUGAUAUGGCAGCUAUUGCCAGGCACCAUGCCAAUACGUAGCAUACGUUUGAAAACUAUUGUUACUAUCUCGAUUUUUACAGAUAAACUGAGGACUAGACAUUAAGGAAUUUACUCAAGAUCAGAGAGCCAAGGCUUGAGUUUCCUAGUCCAUCCAACUCCAAAGCCUGUAAUUACUGAUGCACUGAACCGGACAAGAUCAACUUGGAGGUGUUGAUCUUGUCUCUGUAAGAGGGAGUAGGACAGGCUUUAUGUAGAGUUUGUGCUUUCGUUGAAUGAUUCCAAGGAGGAACUAGGGGAAGACGGGACAGUUUAGUAAUUGGGUAGCUCAGUAAUUUUGACUUGGAGGCGAGAGGUACAAAGCUAGGCCAGGGAGUUAAGUUCACCUCUGCAGCCCGCAGAUGUGAAUGGAAAGGGGUGAGUCUGGAGCUUGGUCUGAGGCGCUGAUUGGUGGAGUCGCGGCAGGAGGCGCAGCCUGGGAAGUCGGACUGGGAAGCAAGGCGAGCUGGGGGGGGGGGGGAUGAGGAGAAAAGAGGAAGAAGUGUUACUUUAACCUCGUGGCCACAAGCCAUUCCACUAUGGUGUCGAGAGCGGUAGGAGGGAAGAGAUACUUGCAGGCCGGCAUAGCGAUUCUCGAGAAGGAGACAUUUAUUUGUGCAGGGUUUCGGAAGACGAGCCAGCGACGGCCACCUCCCGCUUUCUAUGUUGGGUGCGUCUGGGCGGAGGCACGCCCCGCGCUCCGGAGAGACCGCAGGGCACGUGGUUCGUCCGCAGCUGCGCAGCUGCGCGCUCCCCGGAGCCCGCCUUUCCCGGCAGGCUCUUGUGGGCGUGGCGGCGCCGGCAACAUGGCGGCGCCCCGGGCAGUGAUGCUUCCGGACAAACUAAGCCACAAAAAGUACAGGGCCGCCCUGAAGAAGGAGAAACGGAAGAAACGCCGUCAGGAACUCGCUCGCUUGAGAGACUCAGGACUCUCACAGAAGAAGCAGGAGGAAGAGGAGGAAUCUUUUAUUGAACAACAAGAAGAGAAGCUGUUGGAGAUAGAGAGGCAAAAAUUACAUGAGGAGUGGUUGCUGCGGGAGCAGAAGGCACAAGAAGAAUUCAGAAUAAAGAAGGAAAAGGAAGAGGCAGCUAGAAAACGGCAGGAAGAACAGGAGAGAAAGUUAAAGGAAGAAUGGGAAGAACAGCAGAGAAAAGAGAAAGAAGAGGAGGAGCAGAAGCUACAAGAGAAGAGAGAAAGAGAGGAGGCUGUGCAGAAGAUGCUGGAGCGGGCUGAAAAUGAGUUGGAAAAUAGUGCCACAUGGCAAAACCCAGAACCACCCACGGACGUAAGAAUAAUGGAGAAAGAUCGAGCUAACUGUCCAUUCUACAGUAAAACGGGAGCUUGCAGAUUUGGAGAUAGGUGUUCACGUAAACACAAUUUCCCAACAUCAAGCCCCACCCUUCUUAUUAGAAGCAUGUUUACAACAUUUGGAAUGGAGCAGUGCAGAAGGGAUGACUAUGACCCUGACGCCAGCCUGGAGUACAGUGAAGAGGAGACCUACCAGCAGUUCCUGGACUUCUAUGAGGACGUGCUCCCUGAGUUCAAGAACGUGGGGAAGGUGAUCCAGUUCAAGGUCAGCUGCAACUUAGAACCUCAUCUGAGGGGCAAUGUGUAUGUGCAGUACCAAUCGGAAGAAGAAUGCCAAGCAGCCUUUUCUCUGUUUAACGGAAGAUGGUAUGCAGGACGGCAGCUUCAGUGUGAAUUCUGCCCAGUGACCCGGUGGAAAAUGGCAAUUUGUGUUCCCAGCAGCUCUCCACUAGCUGAUGUAGCUUCUCAACACCAAGAAAAUGACAACACUCUCAGUUUCACUCAACCAACUCGUGAGGAAAAAAGCAAUCUACAGCUUUCCCACAUUAUCUGCUCAAGAAAGGAGGAAAAACUGGACUUGCCGAAGACCAGUGCUCGAUUCCAUUCCCAUUCACCCUCCCAAUAUACGUUUCCCUUUAUUCUAUUCCUGUUUUUCAUCAGUCUCUGCAUUAGCUCCUUUUCCUUAGUAUACAUAUGUUCAACUCUCCUCCAUACUAAGAAUAAUCUUUCUCACCCCCCUACAAAGAGGACCAGAUGGAGUGGGAAGUGUAGGAUAACAAACAUUGAGAGGAAUUAAGUUACACCUAUUCUCAAAACCACCCAUAUUCCUUAAAAAAGACAAACCCAUUACCUUAAAAUUCCCCAGAUAUUCACCAUACAAGGCUGAUGAUGCAAAGUAAAGUGAUCUGGGAAAACUACAAUGAAAACUGGUAAGCUAGCAAUUAUAUGAAGGCUUAAGGCUUGUUGAAAUGAGAAUUGCUAAAGUAAACUAGUGGUAUUGAAUCCAAAAUUGAAAACCUAAUCUCUGAUUUUCUCUUUCUAGUAACAAUGUAGUUAAUGAGAAAAUAAUUUACAUUUAAUGAAAAUAAAUAAGUGUAAUUUGAAAUUACAUUUCUACUCCACUUUUUCUUGCAAAUGGGCAUCAUUUAUUCCUUGCAUUAUAAAGUGAUAUCCUUUAUCCUUCAUGUUCUAGAAUACAGUAGUCCUUUUGAUUACUUCUCACUGAAUUCUGUAGCAAAGUCCUUACUCCCAAAUCUAGAACCCUAUUCCCUGUGCUGAAGAACAAAGGGCCAAAGGACCAGAGAGUAUCCAAACUCACUAAGAUCUAUUUUUAGCAAUGAAUAAAAAGAAGCACUGUUUAAGUACCUUUUAGAUGACAGGGCUCGCAGUGCUCAUGGUGUCAGUGUUAUUUCACAACCAGUUGUGAGGCAUUAGGAAAAUCAAGUGAUUUUUUUACAUUAAGUUAGUAAUGGGUGGUAAGAGCAAUAAUUGCUCCAGAUGGUAUCUAAAAUGGUAGAGUACACAAAUGCUUCACUUUACAUGCUGAAACUUUCUUUCUAGCAAAUUCUACUCUAAGUUUUACCUAACGGAUCAACACAAUGUAUACUCUUCCAUUCACACAGAAUUUUGUCAUUUAAAAAAUAAUAAAAUAAAAUAUUGUAUACUUAUAAUGUACUUAUAAUACCUGCUUAUUUUACAGUUCUAGGAAAAGGGGGGGGGGGCUCAAACAUUUUCAGAGUUAAUACCAUUAAGUUAAUGUUCUGCUCCUAAAUCUUCUCUCACUGGAUAUCCCUUGAGUAUCUUUUCCAUAACAUUACAUAGAAACUGAUCUCAUUUCUUUUCAGUCAGAUAACAGUUUCAUGUAUGGUCAUCCUGUAAUUUUCUUAACCUGUUUCCUAUUGAUGGACAUUUGUGUAUGUUCCAAUGGCUUAAUGUUAUAGUGACCAUGUGUCUUGGUGAAUUUGUACAUUUGUGUAUUGGUGUAUUUGUAUAUUUCUGUUGGAUAAAAUUCCUUGAAGUAUAACUGAUGUGUCAAAAGGUAUAUACAUUUAACCAUUAACAGAGAUCACCAAACUAAUCCUCCAAAAUGGAAUACAAGUUUAAGUGCUCACAAGCAACAAACAAGAGGGUCUCUCUCAUCUCUGCCAAUCCAAAAAGAAACAAACCAAAAACAGGUCUAACUUAUA